AUGGUGUUGGGUUUUUGUGUCGGUCCUUUACUUUGGGCUCCUCUCUCCGAACAGAUCGGAAGAAGGCCUGUUUAUUUCAUAUCAUUUGGUAUCUACGUUAUAUUCAAUAUUCCUUGUGCGGUUGCUAAGAACAUUGGUACCUUAUUAGUAUGUAGGUUUAUUUGUGGUGUUUGUGCUUCUUCUGCAUUGACCAAUGUUGGUGCAAGCUUAGUCGAUAUGCAUGAUGAAAGUUUGGGUUUGAGUAUUGCAUUUUUUUCCUUUGCUCCUUAUAGUGGUCCCGUUUUUGGAGGUUUAGUGAAUGGAUUUAUUAGUGUUGGAACUGGAAGAUACGAAAUGAUGAUCUGGGUUAACAUGGCGUUUGCUGGUGUCAUGUGGAUCAUUGUCGCUUUUAUUCCAGAAACUUAUGCUCCAACUAUUUUGAAGACGAGAGCUAAAAGAUUGAGAAAAGAAACCGGUAAUCCUAACAUUAUGACUGAACAAGAGGCACAUCCAAUGACUAUCAUGCAAACAAUUAAUGAAUGUCUUGUUAGACCUUUGAAAUUUGUGGUUCAGGAGCCAGUCCUUGAUUUAGUUUGUGGUUUCGUGGCUUUAAUUUACUCACUUCUUUAUGCAUUUUUCUUUGCUUAUCCAGUCAUCUUUAGUGAGUUGUAUGGUUACAAAGAUAACAUUAUAGGUUUAAUGUUCAUUCCGAUCUUGAUCGGAGCAGGUUUGUCAGUUUUAACUACCCCAAUUUUAGAGAAAAAAUAUCUCGCAGUAACAAAGAAGAGAGCACCAGAGCCUGAGGAUAGAUUGAUUGGUGCAAUGCUUGGUGCUCCGUUCCCUUGCAUGUCAUUAUUCCUUUUGGGUGCAACUUCGUGGAAGCAUGUUAUCUGGGUUGGGCCUGCUUCAUCGGGUAUUUUAUUCGGCUACGGUAUGGUUUUAAUUUAUUAUUCUUUGAAUAAUUAUAUCAUUGAGACAUAUGCUAAAUAUGCCGCAUCUGCAUUAGCAACGAAGGUCUUCCUUAGAAGUGCCGGUGGUGCUGCUUUUCCACUUUUCACUACCCAAAUGUACCACAAAUUGGGACUCCAAUGGGCCAGUUGGUUGUUAGCAUUUAUUUCUUUGGCUAUGGUUGCUAUUCCAUUUACUUUCUACAAGUAUGGUAAGGGACUUAGAGCUAAAAUGUGCAAAGAAGAUUACACCAUACACAGAUAUUGA
Molecule: messenger RNA, 1194 nt
Organism: Priceomyces carsonii
Lineage: Eukaryota; Fungi; Ascomycota; Pichiomycetes; Serinales; Debaryomycetaceae
Product: MFS transporter
Exons: 1
Coding region: 1-1194 (397 amino acids)
Biological process (GO): transmembrane transport; spermine transport
Cellular component (GO): plasma membrane; fungal-type vacuole membrane
Molecular function (GO): spermine transmembrane transporter activity
Source: RefSeq, a predicted model, not a curated record